Molecule: messenger RNA, 3104 nt
Organism: Frankliniella occidentalis (western flower thrips)
Lineage: Eukaryota; Metazoa; Arthropoda; Insecta; Thysanoptera; Thripidae
Gene: Dref
Product: E3 SUMO-protein ligase ZBED1
Exons: 11
Coding region: 265-2430 (721 amino acids)
Molecular function (GO): DNA binding; protein dimerization activity
Source: RefSeq, a predicted model, not a curated record
UAGAUCUCUAUUAUUUUCAAACAUCCACAUUUCGGUGGUCACGUCUGAAAAUGUGGAAAAGUCUCAUGUUUUGCGUCCCCGAGGGAUAUCGUGAAUUUUUGUUUGCAAGGUUUCCGCUCCCGUUAGGUUCUUUUCAAGCGCUCGAACGCGUCACCCAGAGCGAAGGCGAACUCGUUCGAUGCGACUCAAUCGAUAUCGACAUUGAAUUUGAAAGCGCCCGAUUCGUAUGUUGUUUUGAUGCCAUUUUAGAACUUUACCAGAGACAUGGGGGAGCCCUCAGUCCAGAAUAUGUUGACCCGCCUUAUGGAGGAGAAACAUACCUUUACCUAUAAGAAAUUAGUGGUGCCAAUGUCAAUGAGAAGUCCUUAUUGGAAAUACUAUGGUUUCCCAGCCACUGAGGAUGGAGACAUUAUAACAAAGGUGAAGAUUGUUUGCGUUUUGUGUAAAGCCCAGCUAGCUUACAACAAAAAUACCAGCAAUCUGCGCAUGCAUCUUCAAAAUAGACAUUCUAAGGAAUUAAUGGAAUUAGUUGCUGAACAUCCCCCAGAAACACGUCCAAGCCCCAAGCAAUUAGCUGCGCAGGCACAAGCAGACCAUGAAAUAACAUCAAUCAGACACACAAGUCCCCAUUCUAAAACACCUAAACGUACUAAGUAUCACCGGUCUUUAGAAAAUACUGACAGUGGCUUUACUAAACAAGGAAAUGUUUAUUUUACCCAAGCGGAUGGAAGUAUUGAAAUCGAUGGGGACUUGCAGUUUAUGUCAGAUCCAAAUAUAUCUAUAAGCAAUUUCACAGAAGACGAGGAGGCCAGCAGCACCAUUCAAAUUCUUGGGUCAACCAGUGGAAAUAAUUCAAACGUUGUUUUACAACAUGUUGAAAGCAAUAAGAACAUUUCAGAUGCAAUCGCAGAAUAUUUAAUAUUAGAUCUUCAGCAUCCUGAUGUUGUAGAGGGAAGGGGGUUCCAACGACUUAUAGCUACUCUUCGCUCACCUUGUGAAAUUCCUAGUAGAGGAAGGCUUGUAGAUGAAAUUUUACCAUCAAUGCAAUGUCACCUCAAGGAGACAGAGCAAGCAUAUUUACAGCUAUUUAAUGGUGACUAUGGAAUCACAAUAGAAGAGUGGUCAUCUCACAAUGAUGAAAUUUUUUUGACUUUUGGCUUACAUUAUGAACACAAAACUGAGCCUCAGUUAGAGUCCAGAGUUUUGUCAACUGUACAUUGUCCCAGUGGGACAAAUGGAUUAGAUUUGUAUGACUACUGGAUGGUCUUUAUUGAUGCUUUGCUAUCUGAAUGGCAUAUAAAUCCUAGCAAAGUUACUGCAAUUUUAAUUGCAACUAGUCAAACUGAACUUAUACAAGUACUUGCAAGCAAAAAUUUUACACUAGUUCCAUGCCUAAUGUAUUCACUUCAGGAGUGUGCAACGUACCUGUUUUCCCUCCCUGAAGUUAGUCCAGUGCUGAACAAAUGCAGGACUCUCCUUGGCCUUGUGCAUAGGCACCCCACGGCACUUGCGUCACUACGCAUGCAAGAACCUGAACUCCAGGUUGAUGAAGCUUUAGCUACUGAUUUACCAGCCAUCUGGAUGACAACGUACCAAAUGCUAGAGCAGCUCUCUUUACGACGAGCAGUAUUUCCAAGUGUAUUGGAAAAUGUAACAGAGUUAUCUUCUGAACAGCGUUUGCAAUUGCUACUAACAGAAGAUGACUGGGGUACUGUUGAUGAUGUUGUUGCAGCUCUAGGUCCAUUCAAGGUUGCUGUUCUCACCUUGAGUGAAGAACGCUUCCCUCUCUUAUCAUUAUUAGAACCAUUGUUGUGGCAACUUUGCAGUUCUCAUCUGCAAUCAAAAGAGGGUGAUACAAUUUUGGCUAUCAGAUUGAAAGAGAUUCUUCGUGAAAAUUUGGCAUCAAAGUAUAUCAAUGAAGACGUCAGAACUCUUUUGAGGACUUCAACUAUGCUUGAUCCAAGAUUUAAAACUCUUGGAUAUGCUGAUGAUGGCAUCAAAGAGGAUGUAUAUGAGAGAAUUCUGAAGUCCUUGGAGGAAAUAUUUGAACAGUUUCCAUCAAGUCAGGAUUCAUUAAGCACGCCUCACAAGAAACCACGUUUGUCAGGAAUGGAGCUACUUCUUGGAAAUGUGUGUGAAAUUAAAGGGAAUGUGGGCAUUAGUGAUAAAGCCAAACUGGAACUGGAACAGUUUAAAUCUGAAACUAGUGCUCCACUUGACGCCUGUCCUAUGCAGUGGUGGCAACUUGGUUCAGCUAAAUGCCCACAUCUAGUGUACCUGGCACGCCGUUACCUGAGCUUGCCAGCUGCUGUAAUGCCAGGAUACCGUAUUCCACUACCACAAGCCCUAUCAUUUCAUGAGCGUAGGAAAAUUCUUCCACCAGAUCUAGCAGAUACCUAUUUGUUCCUAAAUACAAAUUAUCAAGGAUGAUGUCAGUUUUGCAAAUUAGGUUUCCCAACUUCCUUCCCUAUAUAUUCUACAUUUGAAAUUGUAUUCUUGUCUCAGUGUUAGAUGGUUUCUGCCCUUCCAUAAUUAGGAACUUGCACAAAAUUGUCAUUUGUGCUAAAUUGUAAUGUGUUUUGCAAGUUAAUUUGUUUUUGUUUUGUUGUUUUUAAAACUAUUAAUGUAUAUAUUCACAAACUAAGCUGGGUAUAGUUGAUUUUCACCUGUAUUUUGUUUCAUGAGCAAUCACUAUUAUUCCCUAGUGAAAAUUAUUAAUUUUUCUCCAAUAAAUAUCAAAUCUAAGUAGUUCAGAAAAUUAGCCUCAUGCUGCUCUUUGUAAAUAGAUGUAUAGUUUAGAAAUAUCUUUUUAAUGAAAAGGAAUCCCAUCAAUUGACUAAUAUGUUCAAAUUGAAUUUCAUUUAAGUAUUUGACUAAAUUUUAUUUAUUGUUGACUUUAAUAAUGAAAUGAAAUUAGAGCACCUUUAUCAUCUGAUUCCACAUUGAAUUGGAUUGGGAGUUUGUGUCAAUGCACCGCUAUACUAGCGAGAGUCCAAUCAGCAUCCUUGUAGAAGCGAGGAUCACUUAUGCGAAGAACGGCUCUCUUGUAUAGAUGAUAGUAUAAAACAGCAACUGUAAAUAAAAUUUUAUUUCAACCAAGUUAA